Molecule: messenger RNA, 5511 nt
Organism: Phragmites australis (common reed)
Lineage: Eukaryota; Viridiplantae; Streptophyta; Magnoliopsida; Poales; Poaceae
Product: disease resistance protein Pik-2-like
Exons: 4
Coding region: 1626-5168 (1180 amino acids)
Biological process (GO): defense response to other organism
Molecular function (GO): ADP binding
Source: RefSeq, a predicted model, not a curated record
CGCUUGAUAGAUAGAUAACUGAGUGCUGUUGACUCGUGAUCUAGUGCUUCUUGCUUAACUGACUGUUGAUACUGUAGUUCGAACCUUGCUGCUCUGAAUAAAGGAUGGCAUAUCGCCUCAGAGAGCUAACCUGUGAAGAAGGCAAAGGACACGUCAUCGGUUUUGGUUUUGGUACAGUAGCCUAUCUGUAAAAUACCAGCCAGUCUCACGUUGUUUUUAGUGCCAGACAAAAGAAAGAGUUCUCACUAAUCAGCCAAAGGAUUCACAUGGCCUGCAUCGUGCACACAAAAAAAAAAGAUCUUGUGGGGUUUAUGGUCACAUGGCAAGCAUCUCAGUACAUAUUCCUUUUCCUUGGUUAGUUCAAGGCUUUGAGACCUGAAAUAUGUUGAAAAGAAAAAUAUGGAAUGUCAUUAACAACUGGAGUGACACGUCACCAACUUUCACUUGUUGGUUGUCCAACAGUCUCAUUCCUGGUCUGCUUUAUUUGUGUGCUGGUAUCGGUGCAGACCCAUUGACCCAAGAGGCACAGGUUUUACACCACCAAGUUAAAGGUUCAACUGGCAAGACUGAUUCUGAGUCUAGCUAAAUUAAUUGGUUAUGAACCCAACUCAUCUCGCAGAUCUGGCCAGUCUUGUUUAACAUGCCCACGGUUCGCUGUUGGCAUGCAAGUCGAAUUCAGGGUGUGAUUUCCUUUGAGCGUGUUCUUUUUGGACAAAACACAAAACCUGUUGCUUUAGAUGGGGUAGGCGUCCAGACUGCGGGCCAUUAAUCAAGUAAUGCAGAGGUAGGUAGGAGUUGUGUUUGAUCGGGUGGAUGCACUGUUUGAUCAAAGGGUGUAAAUAUUAAUGAUGUUUGGGAAGAAUCGUCCAGGUGGUUAACAAUAUAUGCUCUGUGAGUAGAUUCUCUCUGAAGCAACAUAUCCUCGCUACAUAAUAGAUAUAGACCAUUCACAUGCCAUACAGUUAGCAAUCUUUGGAAUCAUAAUGAUGCAAAACCAUUCAUGUAUGAAUCUGACUGGAUAGUGAAUACUACUAUAAUAUAUUUCUUUAUUAGUUAGUUGAUUAUAGUUGCCUUAAAAUAAAAAUUAAUUGAGCAUAGGGUAUGCAAAAGGAAGUUGAUAAGCAUUUUUAGUUUGUUAAAGCGCUAGGGUGUGCAAUCAACCACUCCAAGUUGUGUUGAUUUUUUUCUUAAAAAAAUUAUUGUGUUGUUUUCUUCCUGAGGUGUACAUUGUGUUGUUCUUAAGUGACCAUUUUGCCCCCAUGUGACAACAUGUGCAACCAUUCUGUCUUUACUUGAAUAACAUACUUUUCUUUUUGGUGUAGGUGCAGAUCCCUUGACCAAGAGGCACCAGCUUGCACACUAUUGGUUAACUUGAGGGCACAAUUGGCGAGACGAAGUUUGUGACUCUACAGCUAAAUUAAUUUGUUAUGGACCCAACUCAUCUCGCAAAUCUGGUCAGUCUUGUUUAACAAUGUCCAAAUUAGCUGUUUAGUACCUGAUGUCCCAUUUUAUAGCCCCAUCUCUAGGUGCUCAUACAAUGCACAAUUCCAAGCAUUAGCAUCAUCACUUGUUCAGUUCUACCACACAACAUACACAAAAAGAGAGAGUGGAACAGUGCGAGAGCAAUGGGGGAUCUCGUAGUUGGCUUGGCUAAGUCGGUGGUGGAGGGGGUGCUGACCAAGGCCCAGUCGGCGAUCGAGGAAGAGUCGAAGCUGCGUUUGAGCGUGCAGCGUGACCUUGUGUUCAUAGCUGGUGAGUUCGAAAUGAUGCACUCCUUCCUCAACGUUGCCAACGAAGAGCGUGCCAAGAACAGUGUGGUGAGGACCUGGGUGAGGCAGGUCCGUGAUCUAGCCUAUGAUGUGGAGGAUUGCAUCGAGUCUGUUGUCCACUUGGACAGCAAGCCAAACUGGUGGCGUCGUCUUCUACCGUCCUGCAUGGCAGGGGCGGCACUGCCUCUGGAUGUGGUGGUCACAGAGAUAGAGCAGAUCAAGGCCAGGGUUGAGGAUGUUAGCAGGAGGAACUCGCGCUACAGCCUCAUCAGCGACUCUGGCUCCAAGCCAGUCAUGCAGAAACAGCCAGCAGCCAGCACUUCUAUCGGCGCAGCUGCUCUUGACACGCUCAUUGAGGCAAGGGACAGCACGAAAAAACAGCAAGGCUUAGGGGAUCUCACUCAGUUGAUCACCAAGGAAAAUAAUGACCUUGGAGUGAUCUCGGUGUGGGGGAUAGGUGGUGAUCUUGGUAGGACAUCGGUCAUCAGGAAGGCCUACCAAGAUCCGGAAAUCUGCCAAAACUUCAGAUGCCGUGGCUGGGUGAAGUUGACACAUCCUUUUGAUGCCCACAAGUUCCUCCAGAGCUUGAUGGCUCAGUUCUACACAAACUCUUGUCUACAAGAAGGAACCACUGUAGAUGUAGCCGAACUGAAGAGGAUGGAGAUGACAACGAUGAUCCAAGGUGGACUCACUGAAGAAUUCAUGAAGCAAUUGAAAGAGAAGAGGUACCUUCUUGUUCUGGAAAAUGUGUGUACCAUGGGAGAGUGGGACGCCAUCAGGGCAUGCCUACCUGAUAGGAAGAAGGGCAACUGGAUCAUUGUGUCCACAGAGCUACAUGAAAUCGCAAGCUUGUGCAUCGGAUAUUCGUACCAAGUGUUGGAGCUUAAGCAGUACUCAGCUGAGUACCCUGUAUGUGUCUUCUUCAAGGAGGGUUCUCAGGGAAAGGAAACCGGAAGGGUAAUGUCCAGCAACAAUGAGAUAUCCUAUGACAGAAUUCCCACCUCUAAAAAGGAUGUAGCUAGUAGCUGGAUUAGCCAGUUUAGCCUUGUUGGACAUGAGUCACAAAUGAAUGAACUUCGUAACUGUCAGACUAAGGCACGUUUCAAUGAUUGGCAAGUGAUGUCUGUGUGGGGAAUAGCUGGUGUUGGGAAAUCAGAUCUCGUCAGAAACUUGUACUAUGAACGAAUGCUUCAAAAGGACCCAAUAUUUGACAAGUAUGGUUGGGUCCAGAUAUCCCAUCCGUUCAAUUUGAGGGACUUCUCUCGGAGCUUACUUUUGGAUUUGGAUUCAGUAUCUAUUGAAGCCAUGGGAAUCAAAGACCCCAUUCAAGAGUGUCAUAAGCUUCUAAAAGAACAUCAGUGCCUUGUUGUUAUUGAUGAUCUACAGUCCACAGAAGAAUGGGACUUAAUACAACCUGCUCUGGUAUCUAGACAUUCUAAGAGUGUUAUCAUCGUCAUUACAACAGAAGAAAAAAUUGGCACUUAUUGUGCAGAUAAUGGACAGGUUGUGUUUAACGUCAAAUGUCUAGAAGCUGAAGCAUCCGUUGAUCUAUUUAAAAAACAGGUACAAAAGAAAAACCAGGCGUCCCCUUUAAAGAGUUCAAAUGACAGGGAGCUGGAACAACUUAUUGUAAAGUGCGGCAGACUUCCCAAAGUAAUAGUUUCUGUAGCUGACUUUUUGGCACCCAAGACAGUCACAUGUAUGGAUAGCACAAGAACUCUGAAUCACAGAUUUAUGCACGAGCUUGAGAGCAACCCUGAGUUUGGUGGUCUGCGAGGCCUAUUUGGUUGGAUGCAUUCCUACUUCCGUACUUGCCCGGAUUUCCUUAGGCCGUGCAUCUUCUAUAUGUCAAUAUUCCCUGGGUCCCAAAUCAUUCGACGUAGGCGUUUGGUGAUGCGAUGGGUUGCAGAGGGCUACGCCAGGGACACCAAAGACACCACGGCUGAGGAGAAAGGGGAGGUGCUCUUUUCAAUGCUCGUCAACCUGAGCAUGAUCCAGCCGCCACAGUGCACAGUCAUCGCACACAUGAGAAUGGUCCUAUGCCAAGUUAGUGCUUUCUUUCACGAAUACAUCAUCUCACGUCCAGAGGAAGAGAACAUCAUAUUUGCACUGGAGGUCUUUGCACUGAAGGGGCGUUGCCUUCCAACCACCCGGCGCACAGGACGUCAUCUUGUCAUAGAGGACAGCUGGGACAGAGACAGAAUUGUGUUCGAGAGCAUUGACUUCUCGCGGCUACGGUCAUUAACAGUACUCGGGAAGUGGGAAUCAUUCUUUAUCUCUAAAAGUAUGAAGGUGCUUCGUGUGCUUGAUCUGGAGAAUGCGAGAGAUGUGUCAGAUAAAGACCUCAAGCAGAUGGUGAAGCUUCUUCCUCGUCUGAAGUUCCUAUCUCUGCGAGGAAGAAGUGAGAUCUGCCAUCUGCCGAGUUCAUUGGGUGAGCUAAGGCAGCUUGAGACUCUGGAUGUCAGGGGCACCUCCAUAGUCACCUUGCCGGCAUCCAUCACCAAGCUAAACAAGCUACAAUACAUCCGUGCUGGCAAAACUUCCCGCACAGAGGAAUCAUCAACACCAUGUCCUUCGAGAUCCUGGUUGCCCAACCUCUGCAGAUCUCGGCAACUAGUUGGUGUUGAGGUGCCUAAAGGGAUUGAUAAACUGACGGCGUUGAACACGCUCGGUGUUGUCAAUGCUGAUAUUGCGUGGGGCAAGGAUACCCUGAAAGAGCUCAGGAAGCUCACCCAAUUGCGUAAGCUCGGUGUGUCCGGUAUCAACAAGAAAAACUACAAGGAGUUCUGUGCUGCCAUCUCAAAUCAUGUCCGUCUGGAAUCCUUGUCAGUGUGGCUCGGCAAGGGCAAUCAAGAUUAUCUGGAUAACAUCUCUUCGCCUCCGGAGAACCUUCAGAGCUUUAAGCUAUAUGGGCUUAUAAAAAAGGUGCCAGCAUGGAUCAAAGAUCUUCCCAGACUUACAAAGUUGGAUUUGGAGAUAGCCAUGUCAGAAGAAGUUGACAUGAUUAAAGUCCUUGGGGAGAUAAAAGAACUAUGUAUCCUACGUCUCUGUGUCAAGCCGCUUCAAGAUGGUGAUUGUAGGCUUGAUUUUUGUGUCUGGGUGAAUGGACAGCAGCAGCGCUGUUAUUCAAAGGUUAAGAUCCUCGAGAUAGCUUGUAGCUCCAAGGUAAAUGUAUCCUUUGGAUCAGAAGCAAUGCAAAAUCUCGAACUGCUGAUGGUUCACCGCUGUAGUGGGUCGACAUUUGAGUUCACUGAGCUAAAGAAUCUGUCUAAACUAAAACUCAAGGAAGUACGGCUUAUGGGUUCCCAUGACAACACACUUAAGGAGGACAUGGAGAAACAACUCAAGGAGCAUCCAAGGAAACCUGCUUUGAAGCUGGAGGAACCAUAUUCAUCCUGAUGUGAGCUUGCGAUGAUCAGUCUGUUGACCCAAGCAUCGGUACAACUACAUGAUUGGUCCUGUUCAUUACUUUUUCUUUUUCCUAUCACUUGAUCCAGUACUACGAUGUGAACAUCAUGCCAAUUUAAACUAAAACAUCUGCAUCCUUUAAGCUGUCAAGAUGAUUGGUACUUCUCCUAUGUGUAUUCUGCAUCGUUAGGAGAAGAUGUGAAAAUCAUUUCGUUCAACAAAAAAGAAGUGAAAAACAUAUAUAGCUAAAUUCUGCCCAGUUCUUUUCCUCUGUACUGGAAACGUUCUGCUUAUGUAUCUUCUUAAUAAUGGAAAAGAAGGUUCUGUUGUUGUA